AUGGCAGACAAACUCCGCACCCAACAACAACUCGAAGCUCUCCAAAAUAAAUACAUCGGCACCGGGCACGCCGAUACCACAAAGCACGAAUGGACGUCCAACAUCGCCCGUGAUAGCUACGCUAGCUUCCAGGGCCAUCCGCCACUGUUGCAUUACAUGAGUAUUGGCAUGGGUCAAGGAGUGGAGAGGACGAGGGUGCAUUGCAUGGAGAGUAUGGUCUUGCCUUGUGGGCCCGCACCUGCUACUGAGGAGGGUUGA
Messenger RNA from Recurvomyces mirabilis, 258 nucleotides. RefSeq lists its product as uncharacterized. The transcript has 2 exons. The coding region runs from base 1 to 258 and encodes 85 amino acids. The record is from RefSeq and is a predicted model, not a curated record. Gene Ontology annotation, biological process: mRNA splicing, via spliceosome. Gene Ontology annotation, cellular component: precatalytic spliceosome; U2 snRNP. NCBI's taxonomy places the organism in Eukaryota, Fungi, Ascomycota, Dothideomycetes, Mycosphaerellales, Teratosphaeriaceae.